Molecule: messenger RNA, 315 nt
Organism: Gigantopelta aegis
Lineage: Eukaryota; Metazoa; Mollusca; Gastropoda; Neomphalida; Peltospiridae
Product: neural Wiskott-Aldrich syndrome protein-like
Exons: 2
Coding region: 1-315 (104 amino acids)
Source: RefSeq, a predicted model, not a curated record
AUGUCUGACCCAGAUCGAGGACCCGUAACGCUCCAGCAUCUAGUGCCAGCCGACGCAGACACCUCUGAACAGACUGAGCCAGUGGACCAGUCGACGCCGCAGUUGGACACAGCGAUCUGCGAAACUCCACGGCGUGCGUCUCCCGUUCCAGCCCCUUCGAGGCGGUCGGCGUCAAGUCCCCCACCCCCGGGGGGCACCGCCAAGACCCCUAUGGAUGGUGCUGCUGCGAAGCCGUCACCCGACCGAGUAGUGACCAACCAGCCAAGGCCCGGCCUUCCGCGACCGCCCGGGGCAGGAACGCCGCCUGGAACCUAG